Chelmon rostratus (copperband butterflyfish) is the source of this 6158-nucleotide messenger RNA. Its product is annotated as katanin-interacting protein. NCBI's taxonomy places the organism in Eukaryota, Metazoa, Chordata, Actinopteri, Chaetodontiformes, Chaetodontidae. The transcript has 27 exons. Bases 729 to 5630 code for a protein of 1633 amino acids. The record is from RefSeq and is a predicted model, not a curated record.
CUGGGCACAUGAGAGAACAGAAAAAAAACUCGUUCAUUUCUAAGGUAACGGUUAACAAAGUACUGUUUUACAGGAAUAGUAAGUAUUCUUCUUAUACAUAUUACAACCGGGAUAAAAGGUGUCGGAGAAUUUGAGAGCAAAAAGCAGUAUCUGUGUUAUUUAAUGUUGACUCGACACAUGCUAACGCUAACUAGUUAGCUUUUCAGUUUGUUAUUAGCGUCAAUGCUAACUGAAGCUCCUUGCUAACGUUGUCACUGCUAGUAACCCCAGGAGUUAAUUUGUGUCACAAACGGUUAACCCGAAAGGGUACUGGAAAUUAGCAAAACAGCGUUAGCUAGCCGUGGAACAUUAACAUUGUGGAUAAUGCGUUAGCUUUUAAUGCCAUAUAAGUCAAUGUAGCAGACGUUACCGCACAUCUGUCAACUCCCUGUGCGGAUAGUCAGGUUAACGAGAUGUUAAGCUGUUUCAAACGAGUUUGGCGAAAAGCUGAUUAAAAUAAGAGAAGGUAACGUUUUGCUCGGAAAUAGCGGAUAUUAUGUAUUUUCUCUGCUGUACGUCCAGAGGGUAGGGCGACAUUUUAAACGAACUGCAUUUAAAGGAAAUUUCGGUUUCGUGUCAGUGGGGGUCUCAUCUGUGCUCCCUCUGCAGUGCUAAUCAAACAAAACAACGAUCCCAAAUGAUAUUUUCGAACACCCAUCGGCCCUCUCCGAAAUGUGGUAGAGGCUCAUAUGAACAGCAUCAUCUGCAGCCACACAAUGGAUAAUGAGGAGAGCAAGACGUGCCAAGGAGAGAAGCUUGCCUCUGCUGUGGAUGACACUCUGGAUGAAUAUUUAAUCGCCCUCCAGCACAAAAACAGGAUCCUAAAGCGCCUUAAAGUCAAAGCACCCAGGGAGAUUGAGUUGGAGCAGCUCGAGCAAGGUUUUUCCAUUUACCUUAACGGAGCCAAUGCUGAAGCCAAUAGGAAGCCACCAAAGAGCUCCAGACACAAGUCUGUCACCUCCCCACCUGCUUGGAGGCCUGCACGUACAGCAGAUGUCUGUAGGAGCGCCCACCAGCUAACUGAAGAUAGCCGUAAUCUGGAGCAGGCCCACAGGAAGAGGAGCCACACUGCCCCAGGAAAGGUCCAGAGGAAAGAAUGGGUGCAGGAUUCUGUCAGAAUUCGAACAGAGGAAGGACCAAGCUUACUGAUCUCCCCAGAAAAGUGCUACUCUGAGGAUUUUGAGCCCUAUGAAAGUGUAGACAUGGAGAGCUCCAGUCCGCGCUCGCCUCGUAGUCCCUGCUCCCCGAGGGACACCUCCAAGGUGUCGCGCUCCUUCAGCUCCAGGCCUGAGAGCCAAGGGGGCCAAGCAAGUCAGGAGCACAGUGAGAAGGUGCUUCUCAACCUUGAGGAAGUGAAGGUCCUACGUCGGAGCCUGGAGGUUAGCAUGCGGCGGAGCAGCCGCGGCUCAGCGGGGGAGGAGUCAGAUGAGGAGUGGGUGGAGGAGCAGAUUGAGAGGGAGGAGAGCACUGAGAGUCUGGACGAACUGGGGCUGCCUCUGUCGUCCUCCAAGUCCUCCUCCAACCCUCGGCCCAGCGGCUCCCGUAGCCAUCUGGACUCAGCAAACCUCAUUGUGCUGGACUUUGGACCCUCAUUUAAAGGUCGUAAAAUUGAACGCUCUCUGUCUGCAAAAAGGAAAGAAAGCAUUGACACAUUUAUACCCACCAAGCCUAUGUUGGUGAAGAGCAAAACAUUAGAUAGACCACCUUCCAAGGACAGCUGGGAUUGUCAGAGGCCAAGGAGUCGGGUGGAGAGGCCGCUGUCAGCUGCCAGAAAAGCAUCUGUUGAGGAGCGGGACCCAGAGGAGAUGGCAUGCAGGGUGCGGCAGGCCAUCCAGAGAGAAAACGAUGCUGUGCAGAGUCCUGAGCUCUUUAGCCGGAACAUGGGCAGGGCACACCAGAUGAUGAAUGGUUUAGUGCACCACAACAGCCACGACAAGGAUGAGAACAGUGUCACUUUGGCCAUGCAGAGAAUCACACUCAUGGGCCCCAGGCAACAACAGAAACUGCUGCAAGCCCUGGAGAAACUUGAAGCAGGACCCAGCUACAGCAUUGCUCAGAGUGUCAAAACAGACUAUAGCAAGCAGCCGAGAAGGCAGUCCUCAGCAGAGGUCACCCCUGCAUUGUAUGUUACCAUGGAGAUCCUGUCAAACUGGGGGAACGCUUUGCAGGUCGGGCUGACUGAGUUGCAGUUCUUCUGCCUCAGAAACAAGAAGCUGUAUGUGUCACCUCAUGACCUAGACAUCAGGAACGCUGACUACCCUGGGAAUCUUGGAGCGCUUGUCAAUGGAAAGGUGAAGACCACUAAAGAGCGUCAUAUGUGGACGUGUCCGUUCCACCCUCCCAUCCAGCUCUACUUCAUCAUCAGAAACACAGAGCGCUCAUCAGACUUUGGCAUAUCUCGCAUCAAAAUCUGGAACUACAACAGAAGCCUCAAUGAUCUUGACAUUGGUGCACGGCAUAUAAAGCUGUACCUUAACAGCACAUUGGUGUUUGAAGGUGAGCUGGAGAAGGGCUGCGGCAACCAGGUCUUUGACUACAGCACCACGGUUGACCUCCAGGAUUUCCAGGUCUCAGAGUCCUUGUUUUCCAGCCCCGUGUCUUCAGGACACAAUCUGCGGGGUGCCAGCCCCCAGUGCCAUGAGGACAGGAAGGGUGGGGAGGGCAGCAGCACCCAGCAACAACACAGUUGUAAUCCACAGCCAUCAAACGCAGCAGGCCAGGCUAUGAUAGAAAUGCAGGAGAAAUCACAUACACUGCUACCACCCAUCACCCCCUCACCAGUGGGAGUUUCAUCCUCCACUCGUCGCUCCUCCACACAAAGAAACUCUUUUGACCUGUCUGCCUCAGAGGAGCCCCAAUCUCUCAGGAGGCCGGUGGAGCAGCCUGCACCCAUGGAGCAGACAGUCACCACCCAGCCGUCAUCCUCACGGGUGGCCCCUCAGUGGCUGCAACCCCUGAACAGAGGAGCUCCAGAGGGCUGCGAGGCCAGCAGGGAGAGGCCCCGGUGGCUAGUGCCGCAGCACUCUGCAGAGCCCAAAUCUCCAUCAGCCUCAUCCUCUUCAAUGCUCCCGGAGCUGCCGUGCAACCCAGGCCGAGUGUGCAGGGGGAUGGAGAGGACAGUGAACGGGGGUCAGUGGAAGGCUAACUCUUUGGACCUGAGCUGCGAACUAGUGGAGGACCUUGGGGAGCCAAAGGCAGACAGGCCCAUUAGCGGACGCAGGAGCUCGUUCCGAAACACUGCAGUCACUGGCAGGCAGAUGGAGGAGCAACACCUCAGAGCUGCUGCACUGUCAAACACAGAGGAGCCAUUGUCAUUGGUGAGCACCAGCAGGAGGCAAUGCACCUCUCUGGCCCAGCUGCACAGCCAGCAGGAUGACACCCUCAUGGAGUCCUGGGACUCUCUCACUAAGUUCAACCAAUGCCAACGUGGACGCAUCUCCAACAUGGGCUUCGAAGGUGACAUCUUUGAUGAGUUCCUCCAUCGCCAGGGCCGUGGUCCCCCCACAGUUCCAGUCAAUCCCUCCACAGCACCCAGGAGCCCACUUUCGUCCUUGAGCACUCAGGGGGCACUUUGUGAAGGCCCUGAUGAUGAUCCAUCCAUGGAGCGGGAGGAUGAGUUUGAGAUCCCAGUGCUGCCCCAGGGCCAAAGGCUGGUCAUCAAUAUCCUGUCCACCUGGGGCGAUCGCCACUACGUGGGCCUCAAUGGCCUUGAGGUGUUCAGUUCCAGCGGAGAGCCCCUACAACCUGCUCACAUCCAUGCUGACCCUCCAGACAUCAACAUUCUCCCUGCGUACGGUAAGGAUCCACGCGUGGUCACGAACUUGAUUGAUGGUGCCAAUCGUACCCAGGAUGACAUGCAUCUUUGGCUAGCACCGUUCACCCCUGGUCGUAGCCACACCAUCUUCCUGGACUUUGGAGCCCCCUACCAGGUGGCCAUGAUCCGAGUUUGGAACUACAACAAGUCACGCAUUCACUCCUUCCGAGGGGUGAAGGAGGUCGAGAUGCUGCUGGAUGGAAGGUGCAUCUUCAGGGGCGAGAUUGCCAAGGCCUCAGGGACUCUGUCUGGAGGGCUGGACCAGUUUGGUGACACUAUCCUGUUCACCACUGAUGAUGAGAUCCUGGAGGCUAUGUCUCGUUACGAUGAAACCUUCCUCGGUGAAGGUGAGGGUCCUGAGGGCCUAGUUCAUGAGGAAGAGCUGCAGAGACCGCGCACUGCUGAUGGAGAAGGAGAAGAAAGACCCUUCACUCAGGCCGGUUUCCGAGAGGAAGACCUCAAAUCGAAACUCCACCUCAACCCCACUGUGAGCCAGUCUGAGGAGAACAUGGAGCAUAUUCCUGGGAUGUACACUGGAAAGUGCCUUAGACUAGAACUGGUGUUGACUUGGGGUGACUCCCACUACAUGGGCCUGACUGGACUGGAGGUCGUGGGGAAGGAUGGAGAGAGUUUACCUUUAGACCUCAGUAUGAUGGCUGCUUCACCCGGAGACCUCAACGACCUGCCUGAGUACGGGCACGACCUGCGCACACUUGAUAAGCUUAUAGAUGGAAACAACAUUACCACUGAUGACCUGCACAUGUGGCUGAUCCCAUUCUCCUAUGGAGAGCCCCACACCUUGAACAUGACAUUCAGCAAGGCCCAGACCAUCGCUGGACUCCGCAUCUGGAACUAUAACAAGUCGCCCGAGGACUCUUACAGAGGGGUGAAGGUGAUCCAUGUGUUCAUGGAUGAUGUUGCCAUCUCCCCAUCGGAGGGAUUCCUGAUCAGGAAAGGACCAGGCAACUGUCACUUUGACUUUGCCCAGGAGAUCCUCUUCAUAGACUUCCUCCAGACGCCCACUGACAACAAGCGUGCAGACGACUACCACAAAGGAAGCUCUAAGCAACAAGAACAGGCCAGCAUGGACUAUGAAGCUCCCAUCAUGCCUUGUGGGUUCAUCUUUCAGCUGCAGCUGUUAACAACCUGGGGAGACCCGUACUACAUCGGCCUCAACGGCCUUGAAUUUUAUGACCAGCACCAUGAGAAGAUCAGUCUCAGUGACAACAACAUCGCUGCUUUUCCAGACAGUGUGAACGUCCUGGACAAUGUGAGCGGUGAUGUUAGGACUCCAGAUAAAUUAAUAGACGGAGUCAACAGCACCCACGAUGGAAGACACAUGUGGUUGGCCCCGGUGCUCCCUGGACUGGUGAACCGUGUGUACGUCAUCUUUGAUCAGCCAGUGACGGUGUCCAUGAUCAAACUGUGGAACUACUCAAAGACGCCACAGAGGGGCGUGAAGGAGUUUGGGCUGCUGGUGGACGACCUCCUGGUGUAUAAUGGCAUCUUGGACAGUGUUAGUCAUGUUGCACGGGGCAUUCUACCCACCUGCGAUCCAGUCGUGCCCUACCACACCAUCCUGUUCACGGACAAUGCCUACAUCGCCCACCGUGAGAGGAAUACUGUCAUCAGUAAUUACGUGGAGGAUCAGGAUGUGAAGAUGACGAACGAGAAUCAGAUCGUCCAUCACCACAAGAAGAAGCAGACGGCAGAUCCGGCUCUUCGGCCUAAAACCUGCAUGACUGAUGGCGGGAAGCACGGGAAGCGGCGGUACUGACGGACAGGUGGUGACAGUCGGAGCUCGAGCAAAGAGAGCGGAACUGAAAGGCAGGAGCUAUGACCGACUUUUCAAGCCCACUUUUUGGUGGGUGACUUUUGAAAAACCUCCCGUAAAUUAAGACCCAAAGCAGAGCCACCGAGCCAUGGUCCAGACUGAAGAGGACAAAGCCUGCACAGAAAACAAGGGUUCUGCACACAAACACACACACACACACACAGAAUUCCACUUUAUGGUUGGAUUACUCCCGUUUCCCUUCCUGUGAAAACACGUCCGACCCAGAUACACGUUAUCCUGAACAAGUACUGUAUGGUUGCCCCGGUUGACCCUCCCACAGUGCCAGGAUAAACCUGUGAGGCUGCAUUUUUACCAGCCUAUUAUUGUGCCUAGUACUAAACACUAUAUCUGUGGCUGCUAUGUGUGACUUUUGUGCUGCAUAAUUAAAUGCUGCUUGUGGCUUGUAAAUAGUAAGAAAAAAAAAAAGAAGCUCCAAAGCCACAUGAAUAGACUCUCACACCAGAAUGUGGC